AUGACCCAAGAGCAAACCCAACAGCAAGUAGUCGAAACACUUCCCGAGGUGGAGGGCGGCAUCUCCGACGAGGCCCUGGCCGCCGCCCGCGCCAUGAUCGGCGUGCGUAUGCGCACCGAGCAGUACGUCCGCCAGGCCAACCUGGACACUAUGAUCAAUUUCGUGAACGGCAUCGGCGACGCCAACCCGCUGUUUCGCGACCAGGAGUACGCCGUCUAUUCCAAGUACGGCAGUGUCAUCGGACACCCCUGCGCUCCCUAUAUGCGCCACUGGUCGGGACGCACCCGCUGGGGCCUGCCCGGCGUCCACGGCUUCUUCGCCGGCAACGAUUGGGAGUUCUUCCGCGUGCUGCGUCCCGGCGAUGCCGUCAACUGCGUCGAACGGGUGCUCGACGUUCAGGAGAAGCAGAGCGCCUACUCCGGUCGGCUCGUCAUACAGUACGUGGAAACCACCUAUUCCAACCAGCGCGAUGAGGUAACCGCCCGCGUCGUCGGCUGGUGCACCCGGCAUCAGCGGCGAGCGUCGCGGGAGCGGGGCAAGUACGCCGACAUCCCCAAGCGGCACGAGUACACCGACGCCGAGCUGGCCGCCAUCGACGAGCAGGUGCUGGGCGAAACCGCCCGCGGCGGUCAGACCCGCUACUUUGAAGACACCGAGAUUGGCGAAGAGCUGCCAACCGUCGUGCGCGGGCCGCUCUCCUUGCAGGACGUCAGCGCGUUCCUGGUCGGUACCGGCCGUUCCAGCGCCCACGGUGUGCUGCUGCGCGAGGCCAUACGCCAUCCCGAUCACUUCUUUCGCAAUCCGGAGUCCGGCGGUGGCCUGGAAUACACCGGCAUCGGCCAUUUGCGCGAUUCCGUAGCCGAGGCCGUCGGAGUGCCUGGCGCGUACGACUACGGCCCGCAGCGGGUGUCGUGGCUAGGUACCCUGAUGACCAACUGGAUGGGCGAUGACGCCUUCCUCAAGCGUCUGCGGGUCGAAACGCGCCGGUUCAACGUGUACGGCGACACCCAAUUCUGCAAGGGGCGCGUGGCCCGCAAGUACGUACACAACGGCAAUACCCUGGUCGACGUCGACAUCUGGACCGAAAACCAGCGCUGCGAGAUAACCGCGCCCGGCACGGCCACCGUGCAGCUGCCCUCCCGCGACCCCCGCAACCCCUGGUUCACCGACGGCAGCCACAUCUCCCUGCGCCACAUCCCCCUCCCCGAAGACGCCCCGCCCAUCCUACCCGUGUAG
Molecule: messenger RNA, 1236 nt
Organism: Geodia barretti
Lineage: Eukaryota; Metazoa; Porifera; Demospongiae; Tetractinellida; Geodiidae
Source: the annotation of a GenBank genome assembly